AUGGCCGUGAAGGCCCAGUUCCUCCUCUUGAUCGCGCUCUUGGCGCAAUGUGCUUUUGCUGACGUCCUCCCUCCCGACGAGUGUGAAGCCGAAGACCAGGGCAGCUGUAGUUUGGGCCUCCUGCAGAGCCGGGCAGCGGCGAUUCCAAGCCUCCCUUGCGCUGCGGGGCAAUCGCGGCCCAGUUCCGGGCAUCCCUGCUUUCCUUGUGUGGCGGGCACCUACGGCAAGGAUGGCCUAGACUGCCGUGCUUGCCGUGCCGGCUCUUUCAGCUGGCAGCGUGGUGCCACCUCCGCAGAAACCUGUGAGACGUGCCCUGCCGGGACCUGGAGCAGCCAGGUGGGGGCCACAUCGGCCAACGCUUGCAUGGCCUGUCCCAUGGGGCGAUGGAGCAAC
Molecule: messenger RNA, 393 nt
Organism: Symbiodinium necroappetens
Lineage: Eukaryota; Dinophyceae; Suessiales; Symbiodiniaceae
Source: the annotation of a GenBank genome assembly